AUGGAUAAGAUACAAACCAUUGUCAGAAUUCCUUCUGCGGACGACGCGAACGAUAAAACUCUGACCAGCACCCUCGCCAGCAUCGUCAACACAUCUUAUAAGAUAGCGGAGAGCGAUAUAUUUGUUCCUUCAUACCAGCGCACCUCAGAGUCAGAGAUCGCACAAUUUAUUCGCAACGGGCAACUUGCAGUCGCAUACCUCGUCUCUAGCAAUGAACCCAUCGGCUGUGUCUUCAUUAAAUUACUCACACCCGCUCUUGGGGAGUUUGGGAUGCUGGCGCUGGACACCAAGCUUCAAGGUACUGGCUUGGGACGUCAGCUGACUAUCUUCGCGGAGGACGAGUGCCGAAGUCGGGGUUGCACAACUAUGCAGCUUGAAAUCCUCGUUCCAUCAACGUUUCACCACGAGGGAAAGGCGAGGUUGUUGAGCUGGUAUGGCAGAAUGGGAUAUAAACUUGUCAAGUUGGGAAACUUUGGUGACGAUUAUCCUGAUCUGUUCAAAUUGUUAGCUGGACCAACGGAGUAUAGAAUUUUCGAGAAGACUCUUGUCUGA
Molecule: messenger RNA, 552 nt
Organism: Fusarium venenatum
Lineage: Eukaryota; Fungi; Ascomycota; Sordariomycetes; Hypocreales; Nectriaceae
Molecular function (GO): acyltransferase activity, transferring groups other than amino-acyl groups
Source: RefSeq, a predicted model, not a curated record